CUGUUACCAAGAUGUCGCAAGUUGUGUCAAUGGAUGCUGACCUCUAGCAGAAGUAUUUCAAACAGCGAGAAGUCUGAUAUGAGAAGUGGAACCUGUCAUGUUCGUUGCACGAAAAUAAUUUGUUAUGUGUGAUUUAACGGUGCACCUUCUGGCAGAGAGAAAUAAUGCGUAAUCCCGAUUGUGCAUAGUGCGUACACAACUUUUGGCACUUCGUACUGUUUACAUACAGGCAAGUCACUCGCAUCUGAUAAUACAUAAGUGAAAUUUAUAGCCAUGGGCAGUGUGAGGUAUGCCUUUGUUUCUACUGGGAAGCUAAUAAAUGUGCAUAGUUCCAGUAUUUAUCGUGGGAUUUUGUGCUAUGUGUUCCGCACUGGCUCAAACCCAUUUGUUCGACGUGGUUUGGUGACAACCUCAUCAUUGUUUAAGGUUGUAACAAAUUCUCCUGGUAGUGACUCAGAUGGUGGUAGUGUAAAGGUUGAAGGAGGUGGAAAGAAGGGGAGUUCUAACAAAGGAACAGGCAAAGAUGGUGGAAAUCAUCUGACAUGCCCUAAAUGUGGUGAUCCUUGUACACAUGUAGAGACAUUUGUAUCUUCAACACGGUUCGUAAAAUGUGAAAAAUGUCAUCAUUUCUUUGUGGUUCUGUCAGAAGUGGACACCAAGAAAAGUUUAAAGGAAGGUCGUGAGGACCAAAAAAGUGGAUUCUUCAGAAAACCCCCACCACCUCCUAAAAAGAUAUUUGAGUACCUGAAUAAGCAUGUUGUAGGGCAAGAACAUGCCAAGAAAGUUUUGUCUGUGGCUGUGUACAACCACUACAAGAGAAUAUACAAUAAUAUACCACAGCAGCAGCAAAGUAACAGCAGUCACAGGCAGGACAUGGCAGUCAUGGAGCAAGGACCUCAACAUUCAUUCACUCAUAGAGACCUGCUGCACAUAACAGGGAUUGGGCAUGGUGCAUCAGGUCUUGGUGUGGGGUUUCAGCAUACACCACCCCCUGAACCAGAGCCUCGGCGGCCAGCAGCGUCAAGCACGAUGGGAAGUGACAUUCUGGAUUCUAACAGCCAUGAACUGAAGUUAGAGAAGAGCAACAUUCUCUUGUUGGGACCCACGGGUUCAGGGAAGACACUUCUAGCACAAACAAUAGCACAGUGUCUGGAUGUGCCAUUUGCAAUAUGUGACUGCACGACUCUAACUCAGGCAGGCUACGUGGGCGAGGAUAUUGAGAGUGUUAUUGCAAAGUUGCUUCAGGACGCUAACUACAGUGUUGAAAGAGCACAGAUGGGAAUUGUUUUCCUGGAUGAGGUGGACAAGAUUGGAGCUGUGCCAGGAAUUCAUCAACUGAGAGAUGUUGGAGGUGAGGGUGUGCAGCAGGGAAUGCUCAAGAUGCUGGAGGGAACUAUUGUAAAUGUGCCAGAGAGAAACUCCCCUCGCAAACUACGCGGAGAAACUGUUCAAAUUGAUACAACAAAUAUUUUAUUUGUGGCUUCAGGAGCUUACAAUGGCCUGGACAGACUUAUCAGCCGGAGAAAAAAUGAGAAAUACCUUGGAUUUGGUGUACCUGCCAGUGAGUCACCUGGUCGGCGUGCUGCAUCACUAGCAGACCAGGCUCACCAGAGUGCAGUCACAUCAGCUGAAGAGGAUAAUGCAGAGAAGGAUGUGUAUCUAAAACAAGUUGAAGCUAGGGAUCUCAUAGAAUUUGGCAUGAUUCCAGAAUUUGUGGGUAGGUUUCCAGUUCUAGUCCCAUUCCAUUCUUUGAACACAGAACUUCUAGUUCGGAUACUUAGUGAACCUCGUAAUGCAGUGGUACCACAAUACCAGAUGUUAUUUGGUAUGGAUAAAGUUGAUCUGACUUUCUCGCCAGAAUCGUUAUUGGCCAUUGCACGACUUGCCAUGGAAAGGAAGACAGGUGCGCGUGGUUUGCGAGCUAUUAUGGAAACACUAUUACUUGAUCCAAUGUUUGAAAUCCCUGGUUCCGAUGUGAUGAGUGUCCACAUCACAGAAGAUGUCGUUAAUGGAACAAGUCCGCCUGUAUAUAUUCGAGGAAAGCCAGUUUCACAGGAUGAAGAAGAACAGACAAUUGAAGUGCAAGCACGUGCUAAAGUGAAGUAGGACUCGUGUAAAUAAAUUUCAUAAGAAGUUGAUGGUUUCUUUCUGGGGGACUGCCUUAAGUUAAUAUUGCUGUUAAAUUUAAAUCAGCAAGUCAGAAUAUUUUAAAUGCUUAAAGAAACAAUUGAUCAGGGAAGUAAAUCAUCUCAUUACUACUACUACUAUUUUAAAAUGUUACUAAUCUGUAAGUACAAAACAUUUUAGGGUUUUGAAAUGUACAGUUACAUUAGGAACACACUGUUCUGUUUAUAGUUUGAUAGGCUGAGUGAACUGAACACUCCUGUAUAUCUUA
Molecule: messenger RNA, 2395 nt
Organism: Zootermopsis nevadensis
Lineage: Eukaryota; Metazoa; Arthropoda; Insecta; Blattodea; Termopsidae
Gene: ClpX
Product: Caseinolytic protease chaperone subunit
Cellular component (GO): mitochondrial matrix
Molecular function (GO): zinc ion binding; ATP binding; protein dimerization activity
Source: RefSeq, a predicted model, not a curated record